This is a messenger RNA of Rhododendron vialii, 2306 nucleotides long. Its product is annotated as aspartic proteinase 36-like. The record is from RefSeq and is a predicted model, not a curated record. Gene Ontology annotation, molecular function: aspartic-type endopeptidase activity. Bases 507 to 1715 code for a protein of 402 amino acids. The transcript is spliced from 10 exons. Lineage: Eukaryota; Viridiplantae; Streptophyta; Magnoliopsida; Ericales; Ericaceae. Gene Ontology annotation, biological process: proteolysis.
CUUCUCUCUCUCUUUCUCUCUCUCUCUCUCGAGAAAGCGGUCCAGAAAAGAAAAGCAGGGUCCUCUACUUUUGACUACGCACCGACAUACACCAAGACAGAGACUAGAGAUAUGCAAUUAUACUCCGUAUGUGUUUAGUGUAAAUAUAUAUGUACAGAAGGAUAGAGGGAGGGAGAGAGUGAGACAGGAGUAAAUAAUUUUGUGGACGGAGAGGGAAGGGUUGAGCCGGAACGCUGGCGAAAUUCCUGGUGUUGGCUUUCUUAGCCACCGCGGUGGUGUACAGCGGCGGAUUGCCGGCGGGUUUUCUCAGUCUGGAGAGGGCUUUUCCGGCGAACGAGACGGUCGAGCUGGAGGUUCUCAGAGCUCGGGACAGAGCAAGGCAUGGUCGACUAUUGCAAGGUGGUGUUGGUGGCGUUGUGGAUUUCUCUGUCCUCGGUACCUCUGAUCCCUUCCUAGUCGGGCUUUAUUAUACAAAAGUUAAAUUGGGCUCCCCGCCGAAGGAAUUCAUGGUGCAGAUUGAUACUGGAAGUGAUGUCUUGUGGGUUACUUGCAGUUCGUGCAACAACUGCCCCCAAUCAAGUGGACUUGGUAUCGAGCUCAGUUUCUUUGACGCUGCCAGCUCAACUACUGGUUCUCUGGUUUCUUGUUCAGACCCAAUAUGUUCUUCUAUAGUUCAAACUGCUGCAGCUGGCUGCUCUGAACCACGUCAUCAGUGUAGUUAUUCGUUUCAGUAUGGAGAUUUAAGCGGAACAUCUGGAUUUUAUGUAGCUGAUUUGUUUUAUUUUGACACAAUUAUGGAGGCUUCUUUGGUCGCUAACUCUUCCGCUGAAGUUGUUUUUGGGUGUAGCACCUAUCAGUCUGGGGACUUGAUCAAGACUGAUAGAGCAAUUGAUGGAAUAUUUGGGUUUGGUCAACAGGAUAUGUCUGUCAUAUCGCAGUUGUCCUCACGAGGGAUUACUCCCAGGGUGUUCUCCCAUUGCUUGAAAGGGGAAGGCAAUGGUGGCGGAAUACUAGUUCUUGGUGAGAUUCUGGAUCCAAGCAUUGUCUACAGUCCCCUUGUCCCAUCACAGCCUCAUUAUAAUUUGUACCUCCGGAGCAUUGCUGUCAAUGGGCAAUUGUUGCCUGUUGAUCCAGCAGUGUUUGCCACGUCAAACAACCGAGGAACCAUUGUUGAUUCCGGAACAACUUUAGCAUACCUGGUGGAAGAAGCUUAUGAUCCUUUCGUGAUGGCUAUAACUGCUUCUGUUUCACAAUCUGCAACACCCAUUAUUUCAAACGGACACCAGUGCUAUCUAGUACCUGCCAGUUACAGUGUCAAUGAGAUAUUUCCUCCAGUGGCUUUAAACUUUGCUGGUGGUGCAUCCAUGGGUUUAAGACCAGAAGACUACCUUGUGCAUUACGGUUUUCUUGAUGGUGCUGCAUUGUGGUGCAUGGGGUUUCAGAAAUCUCAGAAUCAAGCAGUAACUAUUUUAGGAGAUCUUGUUCUUAAAGAUAAGAUCUUUGUAUAUGACUUGGAUCGUCAACGGCUUGGAUGGGCUAGUUAUGAUUGUUCAUUAUCGGUAAAUGUCUCCGUAACUCCUCGCAAGGAUGGAUUCCUGGAUGCUGGACUCCUGAGUAUGAGCAGUUCAUCAACAAAUACACUCUUCAAGUUGAUAUUUACCUUCAUUUCCCACCUCGUGCAUAUAACACUCUUCAUUGGGUUUCUCUUACUAUAAAUCGAAUCCUCUGCUAUAACAACCCCAUUCUUUGCUUGAUAAUACCUAUUGGUUUUGCUGAUUUUUAUUAUACCAAUCAGAAGGGCCUUGUGGUGGUAUUCCACUGGUUCCUGCAUAUAGCGCUGUCCUCUGCUAUCUUUUCCCAUUAUUUUCUUGCUACUAGAGAAAGGAGAUUUCUCUCGUAAAGGUGCCAACUCUGCCUAGAAAUUGACUUUCUCUUGUUGAGUGUCGAUCUUGACCACCACGGCAUUGCUUUCUACUCUGUGGCCUAGGGUUGCAGAAGGAAAUUAAGGUCAUUGGGACUGGAAGUAUAACAAGAUAGUUUGUAGUGAUAGCUUUAGAGUUGGCUUUUGCAGCUGGUUUGCUGUUGUUAGACACAUGGAUGUUCAUUUUUCCUUUUUCUUAUGCUUUUUUGCCUUUUAUUUUCUAUUCUCGUUGUCCUCCUUUUUGGGGGCCAAUAUGUAUUUUUAGUAUGUCUAAUUUCAUGAAAUGAAGGUACAUUUUUGUUGUCGCACUACAUAUUGAAAUUUAUUAAUGAAAAAUAUUCCUUUCGAGAAAUAAAGAAAUGAAAUAUUUGAUUUGUAAGCAAAA